Molecule: messenger RNA, 1101 nt
Organism: Scheffersomyces amazonensis
Lineage: Eukaryota; Fungi; Ascomycota; Pichiomycetes; Serinales; Debaryomycetaceae
Exons: 1
Coding region: 1-1101 (366 amino acids)
Biological process (GO): regulation of DNA-templated transcription
Molecular function (GO): sequence-specific DNA binding; zinc ion binding
Source: RefSeq, a predicted model, not a curated record
AUGAUGGAUGCUGCAAGAAAAGACGAGUCUCCACCUCGGAAUACUAACCGAUUACCUUCAAUAUCAACAUUAUUUCAAACUUCACUGGGUAAUGAACUCCCGCCCAGUCGACAUCAUUCACCAGAAUCUAGUUUAACCAUUCCCUAUACAACAACUCAUAGUCCUCAAUUAUCAAUUUCCAAUCCACCAUCUAGCUUGGGUCAUCAACAUACCACUUCUUAUUCCUAUAACCGUCCUCACCAUUCUAGAGAUGAAAGUUAUCCAUUACAGUUUAGAUUCCCCGAACCAGGUAUCAUAAGUAGAGAGGGCCUGUCGACAAAUAUAUUAAGAGAUAACCAACCAACACUAUUACCAUCUCACCGAAAAACACAAAGUUUCCAGUUAUCAUCUAAACGUACUCUUGUUGAACUUCCAAGUGAAAUAUCUCAAUCGGUAGUUCAAUUGGUUAGACCCCUUCAAGACAUAGAGACGUUUUCUCGUUCAUUUAAUGCUCAAUAUGCUACUCUACAGAAUUCUCAUGGCAAUGUACCUAUAACUUCUGUUUCAACUGAACAAUUUGAUAAACUUAUGAACUUGUAUUCCCUUCGAGAUUUAGACAAUAUCCUUAGCAGCUGUGAAGAGAUCAAGAAUCUGAUUCUGAAAAUCAAACAGCAUUCUUUAGAUACAUCUUCACAACCAGAAAUAACACCCCCACAAGAAGGAUCUUCAAACAAAUCAGAAACAAGGGUAAAUCCCACUUCAAUCUCCAGUCCACCAAAAAGAAGAAAAAAGUCAACCCAUGAAAAGAGUUCAAGUAUGGUUGGAGAACUUAUCCCCAUGAGAAUAAAUCUUCAAUUAUCUCCCACAGGAGGACAUCAAGAACCUAUCGAUCAAGGAGGACUUAAUUCAGAAUUGAGUAUAAGAGAAAAAACUAUAACAUGUAAACAUUGUGGGUCAGAAAAUACUCCUGAAUGGAGAAGUGGACCAGAUGGUAGUAGAACUUUAUGUAAUGCGUGUGGAUUAUUUUACUCCAAAUUGAUUAGAAAAUAUGGAUUACUUGAUGCAGUAAAAAUUAUGGAAGAACGUAAAGUAUCAGACCCUACUGAUAGAAGAAUUCUCUAA